AUGUCACCUCCAAGACAGCCUAUUCUCUUCCUCACAAGUCCCGAACAUGGACAGUCCAACGUCGCACUUGCAGUGGCCGAAGAGUUUCUGCACCGGGGCGAGUUCGAAAUCCACGUCGCUUCCUUCAAGGAAUUAUCAGCUCGCGUGCAAGCGAUAAAUGACAAACCGGAGUACAACCAAGUGCUUCACUUUCAUCCAAUCGCAGGUCCGUCCUUGUCGGAAAUCGUGACCCGUACCGUAUCGGAUAUAUGUCAUCGGCCAGGGCUUGCGGGAACGCGUUAUGCAUGCAACAUAAUCAACAUAUCUGUACUGGGAUGGAAGCCUGAUGAGUACAUACUGUCAUACUGGAGCUGUCUCGAGAUAUUGAAAGAUGUUCGCCCGGUCGUCGUAGUUGCAGAUCCACUUUUGCAUCUAGGACUAGAUGCUGCUCGCAGCAUUGACUCGCGGAUCGUGAUUCUUUGGCCGGUGCCUUUGAAAGAUAUUGUGGCCACUGUCCAACCGAAAGCUGGCAUUUUUUGGAAAUACCCCCUGUGA
Molecule: messenger RNA, 534 nt
Organism: Penicillium digitatum Pd1
Lineage: Eukaryota; Fungi; Ascomycota; Eurotiomycetes; Eurotiales; Aspergillaceae
Source: RefSeq, a predicted model, not a curated record